Messenger RNA from Brugia malayi, 669 nucleotides. Its product is annotated as glycolipid transfer protein, putative. The transcript is spliced from 4 exons. Gene Ontology annotation, cellular component: cytoplasm; cytosol; membrane. NCBI's taxonomy places the organism in Eukaryota, Metazoa, Nematoda, Chromadorea, Rhabditida, Onchocercidae. Gene Ontology annotation, biological process: ceramide transport; intermembrane lipid transfer. The coding region runs from base 1 to 669 and encodes 222 amino acids. Gene Ontology annotation, molecular function: ceramide 1-phosphate transfer activity; ceramide 1-phosphate binding. The record is from RefSeq and is a predicted model, not a curated record.
AUGAAUGCAGUGGUGUCGGAUGAGGUUGCCACGUACUUCUCACAUCCAGAACAGAUGUUUCCGGAAAUCGAAAAUGGCAAAGUUCCAACCGAACAGUUCCUUAGAGCUUGCCAAGGCAUAGCUGAUUUUGUAGGUUUUCUAGGGACAGCAUUUAUUCCGAUCAAGAAUGAUAUCAGCGGUAAUGUUGCCAAGGUUAGAACAAAAUACGAAAGUGGAAUAGACAAAUGCAAAUAUAUCGAGGAUCUAAUCGAAGAUGAUCUCGCUAAAAAUAGCGGAAAAAUGGGCUCAGCCACCGAAGGGCUAUUAUGGUUGAAAAGAGGUUUAGAAUUCAUGCUUGAAUUUUUGUCGGAAAUGGUGCAGGUGUACCGAUCUUCAACAGACAAAACAAAAACUGACAAUUUAACUGAUUCUAUCAACAAAGCUUAUAAUAAUACGCUCAAAAGGCAUCACGGGUUUAUAUCAAAGCAGUUGUUUAAGAUCAUUAUUUUGGCAGCUCCAACUCGGAGUACCGUUUUGAAAGCACUUGCCGAAGGAGGAGAAGGUAUGGACGAUAUAUGUAUUGAUCAUGUCGCAGCACACCUCGAUAACUUCAGGACUAACGUAACUAGUAUUGUUAAUUAUUAUAUCACCAAAAAAUUAGACACUCCGAAUCCAUUGUUGAGAAAUUAA